AUGAGACGAAAAGUACAGCGCUCACUGAUCCAACUCAUUUUCUUCGCCUGCACCCUCUUCCUAAUUCUCUACCUAAACCGCCCAACUCCCCACAGCAAAUCCUUCAUCUGGACUAAAAUCCGCUAUCAAACACGGGCAAGCACCCUCCCCUCGUCGCGGGGUGUAUGUCCAAACCUCCAGUCACAAAGCAGCAAGCCUGCCCUCAUAGUCUCGCGCGUCUCCAGCGACGGCGAUGCCUCGUGGCUUAACUCCCUCGCGGAGAAAUACACAUUAUGCGUGUAUAACGUCGACGCCCUCGACCAAACCUCUUCAACUCUCCAAGUCCCCGCAAAUCGGGGCCACGAGGCAAUGGCCUACCUCACAUUCAUCAUCGACAAUUACGACAAUAUCCCUUCAUCCGGCGCGGUGUUCGUACACGGCUCCCGCUGGGCCUGGCACAAUGACUCGCCCGACUACGAUAAUCUAGCCCUGCUCUCGGCGCUGGAUAUCCACUCCGCCCUCAGCCGGACCGGCUACCACAAUCUCCGCUGCGACUGGAGCACGAGUACAUGUCUGCCCUCCGCGCCGGCGCAGGGGUCUCUCGAGAUGCGCUUGCAGUCGGCUGUCGCACCGUGGAGCGCGCGCGCAGCAUCCGACAUGGCGCUGCCAGCGGCACUAUCCUCCCUCUUCGGCGGGGAGGAGCUCUCGCCUCGGGACGUGCGACUCCGACUGGGGCGGAAUGACGCGGUAAGGUCGCAGUGCUGCGCGCAGUUUGUUGUUUCGCGUGAGCGGGUUUGGCAGCAUUCGCGCGAGGAGUAUGUUGCAUUAAGGCAGUGGUUGCUUGAUGGGAUGGGGGAGCGGGUGCGUAGGGAUGAUGGGGUUGCCCCCCGGGAUGAUAAGGUUGCUGGGCGGAUUUUGUCUUAUUUAUGGCAUAUUCUUUUUGCGAAGGCUGGUGCGGAUGGGAUGGUUCGUCUGGAUGUAUUGAAUGAGGAGGCUUGUCCCAGUGCGGAGGAGUGUUAUUGUCGCCUGUAUGGGAGGUGUCAGUUGCAGUGUCCUAAUCCAGGUUCUUGUUGGGGACAGUAUCAGGUUCCGCCGUAUUAUCGGCUGCCAGAAGACUGGGCGGAGACGCAUUCAUGA
Molecule: messenger RNA, 1116 nt
Organism: Penicillium argentinense
Lineage: Eukaryota; Fungi; Ascomycota; Eurotiomycetes; Eurotiales; Aspergillaceae
Product: DUF3431 domain-containing protein
Exons: 1
Coding region: 1-1116 (371 amino acids)
Source: RefSeq, a predicted model, not a curated record